UGCACGGCCCCUUCGGCGCUAUGGCGGCGGGUCCCGAGCGCGCGCUGCGUGAGGCGGCGGCGGCGCUGGAGCGGGGCGGGCCGGGGGCGGCGGCGGCGCUGGGCGCGGCGCGGGAGGCUGUGGCGGCGGCAGGGGGCCCCGCCGCCCUCGGGGAGCGGGAGCGGGCGCUGCUCGGCGCCUUCCUGCGCAGCCUGGCCCGGGCGCGGCCCGCGGCCGAGUGGCGGAGCUUCUUCCUGGAGGCGCCGCCCGGUCUCGCCCUCUCCGUCCUGCUGGAGGCUCUCGCCGCCCCCGGCUGUGCGCGGGAGGCGGCGGAGGUGUUGGAGCGGUUCCUGCGGGAGGGACGCGUCCCGGCGCUGCUGUGGGAGCUCUGCCAGGCCCCGGCCGGCUCGCCCGAGCUGCAGGAGGCCCUGCUCGGCCAGAUCGUGUGUCUGCCCGACCAUGUGAGCAACAAGCUCCAGGGGAAAAACCCCCCCGUCUUCUUCCCGCAGAACUACUUUCCUCUCCUGGGUGGUGCAAUUAUCCAGGUGCUGCAGAAGAUCUCGGAGUCUCUAAGAGGUGGCUUGGAUUGCUCCAUCUCUUUUAUUUCUCACGUCCUGGGGAAGGUAUGCGUUCAUGGGAGACAAAAGGAAAUCCUCAGCGUUUUGGUACCCCGCCUAACGGAUCUCACCAAGUCAGACUGCAUCUGGCAAAGAAUAUGCUGGCGACUGGUUGAAUGCGUACCAGACCGCUGGAUGGAAGCGGUGGUCCUUGGUUUUGUCCAGAGAGCACCCGGGGCAGAUGUCUUGUCUAGGUUGCUGGGGAACCUGGUUGUGAAAAACAAGAAAGCUCAGUUUGUGGUGACCCAGAAGAUGCUGCUCUUGCAGUACGGCCACACGACUGCAGUGCUACAGAACCUCCUUGGCUAUCUGGCCCUGGAUAGCCUUCGGCGUGCCUUAUUGAUCAAGGUGCUGAAAGAGCUGCUGGAGACCUGGGGCAGCAGCAGUGCUGUGAAGCACUCUCCGCCUGAGCAGCAGCAGUAUAUUAGCAAAGCCAUCCUCAUCUGCCUCUCCCACCUGAAGGAGCCCGAAAUCGAGAGCUGCAGACAAGAGCUUCUCACAAGCAUGAUGGAGGGUGUGAAAUGCCACUUGGACAGCAAUCUGCCACAGAUACGGCGCCUGGGAAUGAUUGUGGCAGAGAGCAUUAGUUCAAAAAUAAACACUGACGGGCCUGUCCUGAAGUUUCAGUAUGAAGAAGAUGAUGAAGCAAGAGAACUGAAGUCCCUUCUGGUGCAGACUCCACCAUUCUGUGUUGUCCCCGGCCCUCCGGAUGAUAACAGGAAUGAUAAAACAGAUGCUGCGCUGCCAGGGGAGUUGGAAAGCAACAAGAAAUCACAUCCAGCAGCCCCUGUGAAGCCAGAGGAGGAGUCGGAUGCUGAGCUUGAUAGUGAUGAUGAUCUCAUCCCUUACGAUAUGUCAGAGGAUAAAGAACUGAAGACUAAGGCUCCUGUGUAUAUCCGGGACUGUAUUGAAGUCCUGACAGGCUCUGAAGAUGUGGACAAAUGGGAAGCUACCGUCAAGGCUCUUGAGAGCUUGGUUCGAAAGAAUCCAGCAGCAACGAGAGAGGUUAGCGUGGAGCUGGCAAAAAUAGUAUUGCAUCUGGAGGAGAAGACCUGCAUUGAAGGCUUUGUGGAGCUCCGUCAGAGAGCUCAAGUAGCUAUUUUAACCACAGAUCCAAUACCCGUAGCAAAGUAUUUGACCUCCCAGUUCUACUCUCUGAACUACAGUCUUCGUCAGCGCGUGGACAUUCUUGAUGUAUUGGUUUUGGCUGCUCAGGAGCUGUCCUAUCCCAAAUCCCAUGGGAAGACCAAGCAUUCUGAUGCCCAGAAACCUUGUAUCCAGCUCCUUCCUGGAAGCGACAGCUCUAAGGACUGGAGAACAAUUGUUGAUGAGAGGAUCAAAAACAAGACUCGGAGAUUUGCUACGGGUCAGUCUCAAGUGGAACGCGCUUCCGGCCCAAAUGAGUUCAAUUCUGUUGCUGGGCACUUCUUUUUUCCGUUGAUUCAGCACUUUGACAGGCCUUUGACGACGUUUGAUCUCCUAGGGGAAGACCACUUUGUCCUUGGAAGACUGGUCCACGCUUUAGCUAUCCUGAUGUACUUGGCUGUUAACACCGUGGCAGUUACCGCAAUGGGAAAGGCGCUGCUGGAGUUUGUUUGGGCUCUGCGUUUCCACACUGACUCGUAUGUGCGCCAGGGUCUUCUGUCCUGUAUCUCCUCGGUGCUCCUCAGUGUCCCUGCAGAACGUCUCCUGGAAGACGUGACAGAAGAGCUUUUGGAGGCUCAGUCCUGGCUGGGAGAUGUGGUGGAGAAAGAUCCAGAUGGGGACUGCAGGAGGCUUGCCUUGCAGAACCUGCUACUCAUGGAGAAUCUGAAAAAGAAACUCCAAACUGUCCCUUCCUAGCUGAGGGGUAAAAGACAUGAGCUCUGCCUCCCGCUCCUGCCAGCUGGCUGCGUGCAGGCACUGCCGGGGCCUCUUCAGCAGUCACCUGGCUGGGGAAGAGGAAGAAGGGGGGAAGGGUGCAGAGCCGUAAGCCAGCGAACCUGACUUGACAUCUGGACUUUGUAGUGGAGGCCAAUUUAGUGAGCUAUCGCUAUCCGGUACGGAGUGUACAGAUGCAGGAAGGUAAGGCCAGUGCUGCCAUCCUCCCCGCGCCUCCCCAGCCCCCACCCCCAGCUAUUUAUAACCUUGGCAGGUUGGAGCGCUCUGCUAAAAAUACAGGGAAGAGCUCACAGCAGACUUCUUGUCAGAAAAACAGGAGGGCCGGAGAGGGCCACGUACCUCCCAGGGCGAAGUCUGACAUGCCCUUAACGAAGGCUGCCGUGUCUCCUAGCAGUCAGCGUUUGGCGGAAUAGUUAUUGGUCUGCCCUUCAAAGGGGUGACACUGUGUAGGGAAUGACGCUGCAGCUGAGAUGUAAGAACUGCAGGGCUACACUGAAGUUUGGAAAAAUGUGACAAACCUUAAAGGCUCGAGCUAGAGCUGGGCUGUGGUUAGGCAGGAACAAAGCAGGAAUGGUUUUUUUGUAUAAUCUUAGUACAGAAAUAAGUUUCUAUUAAAGGAUAACUAAUGUCCAGAUUUUGGCCUUACAAUCUGCCCCCCCGGCUUUCUUCCCUGCAAGCCUACAAUUCAAGAACUUCAUGUUCGCCCCGAGUUUUGAAGCAAGUCACAAAAAGGGGAAAAAGAAAAAUGACUGGAAGCAGACGGGCUGGUUGGUGUGACAUGUACGAGAGCGGCUUUAUCAGCACACCUUCCCAGGGCAGGGUGACAGGCUGAAGAGUGAGCAGAACCUUGGUCGCUUACGUUGGGGGCUUCACUUCUCACAGUCCUACUUGUGCCAGGGAAGAAAGUCGCAUCCCAAAAAAAAAAAAUCUGACUCAUACGGAGCAGCUUGAUGUAACUGUGGUGUUUGGAAAAGAAGCUUCCCAGGGAGAAGGAAGCUUCACUGGCGCAAAGCGACGCGGAGUGAGCAGGGAGGCUUGGAGCAGGUGACCUCUGGAGGUCCCUUCCACCCCAGCUGUUGCAUGGGUCUGAGCUUUGGUGCAGGUUGCUGUAGAUGGUAGCUCGAACCUACGCGGCCCUGCCUGGGGCUGGGGGAAGUCUCCCUUCAGCCUGCAGCAGGGGAAUAGACGGACUUUUAGCCAAUCUCCUGCCCAAAUGGGACAGAGAUUGUUUUCAAAAGUUCUGACUUCUAGGGAACGACAAAUCACUUCGCACCUUAGCAAAUCAAAGUUGUACUUGGAAGAUUUUUGUCAACUCAGGAGUUUCCACCUCAGUUACUCAGCUCUUUUCUGUACUUGGAAAAAAGCCUGAAGUAACAAUGUGCAGCUUUUGUUGUUUUUUGGGUUUGUUUUUUUUUCCCCCUCAAAUUUAUUAAAAUACUAAGAACCGCUUCAGUACAGGAUAAACAUGUGAGUCUUUGUAUGUAGUGCUUGAGAUAAUACUGUUGCUUGUACAAACAGGAAAAAUAAAUUUCUUGGUAAUAACCAAAAA
Molecule: messenger RNA, 4026 nt
Organism: Chroicocephalus ridibundus (black-headed gull)
Lineage: Eukaryota; Metazoa; Chordata; Aves; Charadriiformes; Laridae
Gene: TELO2
Product: telomere maintenance 2
Exons: 20
Coding region: 21-2438 (805 amino acids)
Biological process (GO): telomere maintenance via telomerase; protein stabilization
Cellular component (GO): cytosol
Molecular function (GO): telomeric repeat DNA binding; Hsp90 protein binding
Source: RefSeq, a predicted model, not a curated record